Caenorhabditis elegans is the source of this 396-nucleotide messenger RNA. It is a transcript of the gene F10D11.3, whose product is annotated as BAG domain-containing protein. The record is from RefSeq and is marked reviewed. Lineage: Eukaryota; Metazoa; Nematoda; Chromadorea; Rhabditida; Rhabditidae. The transcript has 3 exons. The coding region runs from base 19 to 339 and encodes 106 amino acids.
GUAUUUCUUCUCGUAAAAAUGGCUAUGGUUGUCGGAGGACCGGAUGAUCGAGAGUCUAUUCGACUUUUGAUUGGACAGAUUCGGGAUCUUUACAAAGAAAUUGUGCAAAUGAGAAAUGAAGAUAGAGAGCAAUAUAAGCUAAUGAAUGGGCGGGUGGAUGCAUUGGAAAAGGAUAGAUCUUUGCGUACCAAGAAGCGUCGCAAGAUCAAUAAGGAUAAGACAAAGUUGGAUAAAGAAAAGAAAUCGGCUGCUCAGAAGGUUAUUUCCACAUCAAAUAUGACGAAUACUCCCAAGAUUACGGACGAGAACAAGGUGGCUGAAAAGAAAGAAGAAGAAUAAUGAACUUGUUGUAAGAAUGUCUAUUUGUUUAUGUGGACAAUAAAUGAGUAUCUGAAG